AUGUUUAGGCUAAAGAGGUGCAUAAUAUGGGUCCUGGGACGCUUCAUAUGCGUUAAUCAUGUCGCCGUCAUCAUGGACGGGAAUAGGCGCUAUGCCAAGAGUAAAGCCAUAAAAGUAUCCGGGGGUCAUGCUCAGGGUUUCUACAAGCUUCUACAGAUGGUGGAGAUUUGCAGUCUGUUUGGGGUAUCGGCUCUGACGGUUUAUGCCUUUUCCCUGCUAAACUUUAGGCGUUCAAAGGAGGAGAUUUGUGACCUCAUUAAUUUAUCCAUCGACGUUUUAUCGCAAAAUGGGCAGUUGAGGGACUUUUGUAAAGAUGUCAACUGCCGAAUCCGUUUCUGUGGAGACUUUAGCUUCGUCGGGGAUGACAUUAAAAAGAUGCUAAAGGACGUGGAACUAAAGACUUCACAGUAUACGGGAAUGACUCUGAACAUUUGUCUAUCGUAUGGAGCAAGAAAUGAAAUCGCAAAUGCGCUCAAGGGAAAGAGCGAGAAUUUUUGCGAAAAUUUAUCAACUAGUCCGUUUGGACCUCCAGAGAUUUUAAUUAGAACUUCUGGAGUAACGAGGCUGUCAGAUUUUUUAAUCUAUCAGGCAAGUUUACAUUUGGAUUUAUUUUUACAUGGAUAA
Molecule: messenger RNA, 624 nt
Organism: Theileria equi strain WA
Lineage: Eukaryota; Apicomplexa; Aconoidasida; Piroplasmida; Theileriidae
Product: undecaprenyl diphosphate synthase, putative
Exons: 4
Coding region: 1-624 (207 amino acids)
Biological process (GO): polyprenol biosynthetic process
Cellular component (GO): endoplasmic reticulum
Source: RefSeq, a predicted model, not a curated record